Molecule: messenger RNA, 4750 nt
Organism: Sebastes umbrosus (honeycomb rockfish)
Lineage: Eukaryota; Metazoa; Chordata; Actinopteri; Perciformes; Sebastidae
Gene: ankrd6b
Product: ankyrin repeat domain 6b
Exons: 17
Coding region: 646-3114 (822 amino acids)
Cellular component (GO): cytoplasm; nucleus
Molecular function (GO): protein binding
Source: RefSeq, a predicted model, not a curated record
CGUAUAUGAGGUCAAUCCUCGCUUCUGCAGCCCAGGGUCAGAAGGGGGGACUGUCUUCCUCUCCUUUCACCGUGCUGCCUGCUGACGGAGUCUGUCAGCGGCUCUGUUCACAUGCUAAUGACCGAGAGGGAGGCGGCGGCAGCGGCAGCGGGUUGGCGGCGGAGCGGCAGCGCGGCAGAGAGACACCACACUACAGCUUCCUCUCCAACAACAACGUGCACCUCACCACCUCUCUCCACCAGCCUGCCGGACUAACGGCAGCUAAUACCGUCUCCGUCCGAAUCCACCCUGGUGUCUUCUCUUCCAGCAGCUGGGAGGAUGAAGGGGAGGAAUCCUGGCAGUUUGUAGCAGCAGAAGAACAGCAGCACUGGCAGCCUCUCCAGCCCCUGUUUGACACCUCUGUCUGCGGCGGAGCUCACCAUGAGUUAGAGGAUACUGGAGACCGUCACCACAGCUGCCUUCCCUGCCAUCUGGAGCACCGUGUCUGACCGCGACAGCAGCAUCACUCGCCCUGCUUCAUGAGCCAGCAGGAUGCGGCUGAGGUCCUCGCACUCUCCGAGCGCCUCCUCAUAGCGUCGCACAAGGGACAAGCCGACAAUGUGGUCCAGCUCAUCAACAAGGGAGCAAAAGUAGCCGUCACCAAGUAUGGCCGAAGCCCCCUGCACUUGGCUGCCUACAAAGGCCACAUCGAGGUUGUGCGUAUCCUGCUCAAAGCUGGCUGCGACCUGGACAUCCAAGACGACUGGCCUUGAAUGGGACCCGUUGGACUGCCCACUUGUGGGUUUGCCCUCAGGAUGCAAGUCCCCCUUUCCCACAGAUAGUGAUAACCCAGACCUCUGGCAUUGCCAAAUUCAUUCUCUGUGGUCAAUGAGCUCUGCAACAGGCUGCAGUACAUCCUUCAGGACUGGAGGGAGCAGGAGGUGCAGACUGAGGCAGGAGGAGGAGGAGGAGGAGGAGGAGGAGAGAAGACAGUGGAGGAAGGCUGGGACAGUGAAGGAGGGGGAGCAGACGGCGUUACAGCGCGCCGCUGUGGUGGGAAACAGCGAUGUCAUCGGUGCUCUCAUCCAGGAAGGGUGUGCACUGGACAGACAGGACAAGGACGGCAACACAGCUCUCCAUGAGGUGUCCUGGCACGGCUUCAGUCAGUCUGUCAAAGUGCUGGUGAAGGCUGGAGCCAACACUCAUGCUAAAAACAAGGCAGGAAACACACCUCUCCACCUCGCAUGUCAGAACGGUCACACUCAGAGCUCCAAGGUUCUGCUCCUGGGAGGCUCCAGGCCCGACAGCAAGAACCAUGCGGGGGAUACGUGUCUGCAUGUGGCGGCCCGCUACAACCACGUGGCUGUGAUCCGCAUCCUGCUGGGAGCCUUUUGCUCCGUGUCAGAGAAGAACCUGGCUGGGGACACACCGCUGCACGUGGCUGCUGCUCUGAAUCAUAAGAAGACGGUACGCCUGCUGCUGGAGGCCGGAGCAGACAGCCACAUCUGUAACACUGCAGGUCAGACAGCUCUGGACCAGGCCAGAGAGCACAACAACCCAGACGUGGCUCUUCUGCUGACCAAAGCCCCCCAGGUGCAGAGUUUUGUGCGUGGCAGGAGUGUGAGGAAGAGGAGAGACAAGCUGAAGGCGGAGGGCAGAGCUCAGUCUGUGCCCAGAGAUGAGCUGCUGCCCUGCAAGGACAGUGCGUCUGCUGCAGAGGACACCCAGAGCAGCGACCGAGCUGCCUGCAAACACGCUGCAGUGACCGAGUCUAACACCAGGAGGGGGAAGAACAGGAAGCAGAAAGAGAAACCAUCUCUGUCCGAACCCCUUCGCCGCAGAGAGACCAGGCACAGCGAAGCCUUUCACAAGAGGAAAUGCAAGCUGCGAGGAGCUUCCAUCCCUCCACAUAACUAUAAAGCCUAUCAGCUCUACACGCUGUACCGCGGCAAGGAUGGCAAGAUCAUGCAGGCUCCUCUGAAUGGCUGCCGCUGUGAACCUCUCAUCAGUAAACUGGAGAACCAGCUGGAGGCCACUAAGGAGGAGAUGAAGACUGAAAUCCACACCGUCCAAGACCUGAUGAACAGCAAGAUGGGCCAGCUGGACCGCAAGAACAAACACCAGAUCCGAGCUCUUGAUAAGAUGACGGUGGAGAGAGUGUCUGCAGAGAGGGCCGAGUGUCUGCAGAGGAUUGAGCAGCGGGCCCUGCAGGAGAGGCUGGAAGCAGAGAAGAGACAGCAGGCGUCCCUGGUCAGUGAGCUGAAGAGCUGGUGUCUGUCCAAGCUGCAGAACAUGGAUCUUCACUUCACCGGGGACCCUGGCAGCACCAAGCUGCGGCGCUCCUCCUCUGUGGCCGAGGGCCUGGAUGAAGCCGACGGAGCUGGCCUCGACGUGCUGCCCUCUGGCCAGGGAGGCAACUCCCAGUGCCUGGAGCUCCACAGCAGCCCUGCCCUCCUGGACUCCAGCCGGGGGGAGCCCAGUGUGGCGGAGGGUGGCUCAGCCAACCACUACUUUGUGGUUCAUGUGGAAAGCUCUCCAGAUGGUGAUAAGACUCAUAAUGCAGAAGUCACCUCUCCUGCAGCAGCCAAGAGCCCGCUGUCAUCCGUCCAGGUGGUUCGACCGAAGGAGCGACCUGUGAUCUGUGCUGACACACAGAGCAAGAACCAGGACCUGCAGGACGUUGACCCGGUGGAGUACGGGGCGAAGGGGGGCAGGAGUUACAGAGCCAGCAGCCUGUCUCCGGCCACAGAGCGCCACUGCAGCAGCAGGACUGCAGCCGGACUCAGAGAUGGGGAGCGAGGGCGGGACAGAGGGAAACACCACAAGAAGCAUUCCCAGGGCAGGACUAAGUCCAGAGGGGCCACAGGGGUCAGGACUCUGGGGGUCUUUGGAGACCAGCCCAAUGAACCCUCCUUUGCUCAGGAGAGGGACAACAUGCACGCUCUGGAGGUGACCCAGUACUUCUUCGAGGCGGUGUCGACGCAGAUGGAGCGCUGGUACGAGAGGAAGGUGCAGGAGGCUCGCUGGCAGGCCGACCAGAGGGCUCAGGCCGACAGAGCCGCUCUGAUGGAGAGGAUCACCUACCUGGAGGACGAGCUGCGCAUGCUGAGGACUAACAGACAUGAUGACUGCUAACACACACCUCACCUGUCACUACCUGGCUGCAUAAAGACAGACUAAAUCCCUUUGUCAACAGCCAUGACAUGAUCUGGAUUCAUGAAUCACAUAUUGUGUUCAUGAUGUCCAGUGCUGUGGGGCCUGGAGCCACUAAAUCACAUCAUAAUGGAAUACUAAAGGUGUUCCAUGUUGGUUGUCAUGGUAGCACUGUACUGGUAUGGUGAGAUGUGUAAAUCCAGUUCUUUAGAAAUAAGGGCAGCUCUCGUGCACUGUGUAAAUAAUCCAGUAGAUCGUGUGUCAAUAGAUUGAUCUAAUGUGCCAUUUAGAACAUAGAUACACUACAUCACAUCACAUCAAUCAGCAACAACAGUGUCGAUUUAAACACACACAUCCCAUGAUGUCAUAGUGAAAGUUGUCCAGCAUAAUAAGCUUUUUGAUGGUAUCUGUAGGCUCCAGUGGGAUCAGCCCUGGGACUUUAGAAGAACAAUCUCUUGCUCAUUUAUCAGGCUGUAGCUAUAUAUAUAUAUAUAUUAUAUAUAUAUAUAUAUAUAUAUAAUAUAUAGUAUAUAUACUAUAGUAUAUAUAUAAUAUAGUAUAUAUAUAUAUAUACUAUAUUAUAUAUAUAUAUAUAUAUAUAAUAUAAAAUAUAUUAUAUAUAUAUUAUAUAUUUAUAUAUAUAUUAUAUAUUAUACAUAUAUAUAUAUAUAUAUAUUUAUAUAUAUAUAAAACCCCUGGGGGAGUAGUAAUAGCUGAUUUUGCUGCAUGGUAUGAACUGUAUUGAGGCUGCCCAUGGAAUUGUUAUAGACUUUUACAAUGUCUAAAUAUUUUUCAUUCAUUAUCCAUAACCGCUUAUCUUAUUAUUUUUGUAUGAUAUGAUGACAUGAUGGAUGAUGAAUUAAAUAAGCAUUUAAAUAAAUUUUAAAAAAUGAUAUUACAUUUCCUUAUCCUGGCUAAAAAUGAUGAACAAAUAAUUUAAUUUUAAAACGUAAUUGCAAAGUGAAUUUGUAAAAGGCUUUGUUAUUCCGUUAUUACUCAUUUGUCUCCUGCGUUAACAUGUACAGUAUUCAUUUCAUGAUCACUUUCAUUUAAAGAUGUGUGCCGACUUAAACUACAGGUACACUGACCUGGCCGUCAGAGACCUGGAGACCGAAGAUGUUUCUCUCUUUCAUUUAAUAUUAACAAUAUAAUUUAUUUAAAAAAAAAUAAAACAGUCCAUCGAAAAGAAGAUUAAUCAGUAAAUAUUUUGAUAGUCAAGUAACAACAUGACGCCUGAUUGCAGUUCCUCCAACGUGAGGAUUUGCUGCUUUUUCUGUUUUAUAUAAUUUUCAAUAGUUUCUUUAGUUUUACAGACCAAACGAUGACUCAGUAAUGAGAAUCAUCAUCCUUACAUAUAGACCCUUAACUACAUAGAAUCUCGUCUUCCAGUAUGCCGAUGUCCUGCCAAUCUUGUCUAACAGUAAGUGACAGUCCUGAUGUAAAAGAUGAAGAAAGCUCGGAGUUGUGUUGCAACACUGUAAUACUGCAGUAUUACUGUGUAGUGACGGUCUGCUCAUGCAUGUUGGUUAGUUUUACAGAUAACUCUGUGGAUAUGAAUAAUGCACUCUGUAUAAUGAUGUCAGAAAACAUAUUUUGUAUUAAAAAUGAUCAUCCUGAA